Messenger RNA from Somion occarium, 765 nucleotides. NCBI's taxonomy places the organism in Eukaryota, Fungi, Basidiomycota, Agaricomycetes, Polyporales, Cerrenaceae. The record is from the annotation of a GenBank genome assembly.
GCCAAAGGGCGGAGAACAAACCUUAAGUUUGUGGUGUCCUCAGAGAUUUGCGUUGAGCUCGCUGCAGCGAACGUCCUCAACCACCAUCCGUCAAGACUCCCGCCCUCCCGACACACGACCAUAAUCAUCAAUGGCACCCACAAAGAAAUCCAAGGCUGCCAAGUCCACAGAGUCCAUCGCCUCGCGUUUGGCUCUCGUCGUGAAGUCGGGAAAGUACUCGCUCGGGUACAAGUCUGCGCUCAAGCAGAUGCGUAAUGGCAAGGCUAAGCUUGUCUUGAUCGCGGGUAACUGCCCCCCUCUGCGCAAGUCUGAGUUGGAGUACUACGCUAUGCUCUCCAAAACUUCCGUCCACCACUUUGCCGGUACCAACGUCGCCCUAGGCACCGCUGCCGGAAAGCUUUUCCGUGUUGGGUACGCAGUAUUUGUCCUUUCGUUCCUUCUUUCCCAGCUGAUGUGCGGCCAUUACAGUGUCAUGACCAUCAGCGAUCCCGGUGACAGUGACCUGCUCGCCGUUGCUGAGGCCCAGGCUGCUUAAAAUGCUCGUCUUCUGUAUUAUGCUUGGUAGCAUUGAUAAGAUUGUAUGAGACUACCCCAUGACUUUCGCAUGCCCCCUCAAUUGAUAUGAGCCUGAGUAAAAAGAUCAAUGCGUGAACGGUGAACUAAGUGCAUGAAAACAUAGAGCUAGUAAUAAUUUAAAGCAAAGCCGGUGACAUGUCUAGUAUGACUUUUGGACCACUCUCAACAUAGUCUGCUUUCGAUACGAAA